Eucalyptus grandis is the source of this 395-nucleotide messenger RNA. Its product is annotated as snakin-2-like. The record is from RefSeq and is a predicted model, not a curated record. The transcript is spliced from 3 exons. The coding region runs from base 74 to 301 and encodes 75 amino acids. Lineage: Eukaryota; Viridiplantae; Streptophyta; Magnoliopsida; Myrtales; Myrtaceae.
UGGCCAUCCACAAGCUUUUAUUGCUUCCCUCUUAAUCUCAGUUCUUCUUCUUCAACUCGCCGAAGCUGACCAGAUGGGAGUUGGAAAUGCAGGAGACAACUCGAAGCUUCCGAAAAUGGACUGCGGCGGAGCGUGUGUCGCCAGGUGUCAGCUGUCAUCGAGGCCUCGCCUUUGCCAGAGGGCUUGCGGGACAUGCUGUGCCCGUUGCAACUGCGUCCCUCCGGGCACCUCCGGCAACCUCGACGUCUGUCCGUGCUAUGCCAACAUGACCACCCGUGACAACAAGCACAAGUGCCCAUGAGAUGCUCGAUGGGCUUCGUUUUCUUUCCAAUGGUCGGACAUCGAUCGCUCAAGCUUGUUGCUGCUAAUUUAAGGGACGCUGUUGUCGUACUAAU